Solanum lycopersicum (tomato) is the source of this 1110-nucleotide messenger RNA. RefSeq names its product protein PELPK1-like. Lineage: Eukaryota; Viridiplantae; Streptophyta; Magnoliopsida; Solanales; Solanaceae. The record is from RefSeq and is a predicted model, not a curated record.
AUGGCUCAGUAUUACCACUUAUCCUCUCUUUUACUACUUGCAUUACUCAAUUUAUUCUUCAUUUAUGGCAACAUAACUGAAGCGACUGCACGCCACCUCCUAGAGACGUCCCUCCCUGAGAUUCCUAAACAAGAACUCCCCAAAUUCCCAGCCUUGCCAAAGCCUGAAAUCCCAACUAUGCCAAAGCCUGAGCUUCCAACCAUUCCAAAACCUGAGCUACCAACUUUCCCCAAGCCCCAGUUACCAACUUUGCCAAAGCCAAAGAUGCCUGAGAUACCCGCAAUGCCAAAAUUAGAGUUUCCUCCCUUGAAAAAGUCAGAAAUUCCAGCAGUGCCAAAGACUGAGGUUCCUCCAGCUAUGAAAAAGCCUGAAGUUCCAACUUUACCAAAGCCUGAGCUACCGAAUAUGCCAAAGCCAGAAAUUCCAGAACUACCAAAGCCAAAGGUCCCAGAACUUCCAAAGCCAGAAGUACCAACUAUGUCAAAGCCUGAAAUCCCAGAAUUACCAAAGCCAAAAGCCACAGAGCUUCCAAAGCUAAAAGUCCCAACAAUUCCAAAGCCUGAAGUACCAACUCUGCCAAAGUCAGAAAUCCCAGAACUACCAAAGCCAGAAAUUCCAGAACUUCCAAAGCCAAAAGUACCAACUAUGCCAAAGCCUGAAAUUCCAGAAUUACCAAAGCCAAAAGCCCCAGAACUUCCAAAGCUAAAAGUCCCAACAAUGCCUAAGCUUGAAGCAUCAACUAUGCCAAAGACUGAAAUCCCAGAACUACCAAAGCCGAAAGUCCCAGAGCUUCCAAAGCUAAAAGUCCCAGCAACGCCAAAGCCAGAAAUCUCAGAACUACCAAAGCCAAAACUCCCAGAACUUCCAAAGCCAGAAGUACCAAAAAUGCCAAAGCCUGAAAUCCCAGAACUACCAAAGCCAAAACUCCCAGAACUUCCAAAGCCAGAAGUACCAACUAUCCCAAAGACUGAAAUCCCCGAACUACCAAAGCCAAAAGUCCCAGAGCUUCCAAAGCUAAAAGUCCCAACUAUGCCAAAGCCUGAAAUUCCAGAACUACCUAAACCAACUCUUCCUUCACUUUCUCCACCAUACAAACCCGCUACUCCUUGA